GUCUAAUGACUUAGACACUCGCCAAUCACCAUACUAGGGGCGUGGUUAAAGGGAGGAGAUUGUUGGUGGAAGCCCGCGACCUAGACCCAGCGCCGGAAGCUACCUAUUUGGUGCGGAGCUCUACCGGCUUCUGAGGCCGCAAUGACUUCUGCACUGACCCAGGGCUUGGAGCGAAUCCCAGACCAGCUGGGCUACUUGGUGCUGAGUGAAGGUGCAGUGCUGGCGUCGUCUGGGGAUCUCGAGAAUGAUGAGCAGGCAGCCAGUGCCAUCUCUGAGCUGGUCAGCACGGCUUGUGGCUUCCGGCUGCACCACAGCACGAAUGUCCCCUUCAAGCGCCUGUCUGGUGUGUCUCCCCUCCAGUGGUCUUUGGAGAACACACGCUGCUGGUGACUGUGUCAGGACAGAGGGUGUUUGUGGUGAAGAGGCAGAACCGCGGCCGGGAACCUAUUGAGGUGUGAGCCUGCCAGAGGGCCAGAGUUGGAGAAGUGGCCUGGGUCCCUGGGUCUCUGUGAUGAGGGGGCACACACAUGCCUCCUCCCCACUUUGCUGCUGGAACCAGGGCCUUACAGUCGUCCACCUUUACCCGAAGAGUGGAGACUUGGGGAUUUUGUGCUAUGUUAAAGACAACUUGGGCAAGGGGACCCCCCUUUUCCUCCCCUCCUCCCCCCUAAUAAACAUCAAUCUGAUGUGA
Molecule: messenger RNA, 691 nt
Organism: Heterocephalus glaber (naked mole-rat)
Lineage: Eukaryota; Metazoa; Chordata; Mammalia; Rodentia; Bathyergidae
Gene: Lamtor4
Product: late endosomal/lysosomal adaptor, MAPK and MTOR activator 4
Biological process (GO): positive regulation of TOR signaling; cellular response to amino acid stimulus
Cellular component (GO): Ragulator complex; lysosome
Molecular function (GO): guanyl-nucleotide exchange factor activity
Source: RefSeq, a predicted model, not a curated record